AUAUUUUUACCUUUGCCUCUCUAGAGCAGCCAAUGAGCGGGCGCGGCCGAGUCUGGGCGGGGCCAAGUGAGAUGCCUUGUGCCCGUUCGCCACACUGCCGAGGGAAAAGCGCGCUGGGCUUGCCGCCGCGCCCCUUUUCCACCUGUUCUUUUCUGCCGGAGGCGCGGGGAGCCGAAGCCCGAGGGGGGACUGGCUAGCUAGCUGUGCGGGCGGGAAGCGCUGCUGGGAGCUCGCGGGGCGCGAUGGUGUGCGGCGGCUUCUCCUGCUCCAAGAACUGCCUGUGCGCCCUCAAUCUCUUGUAUACGCUAGUCAGCUUGCUGCUGAUUGGGAUUGCAGCAUGGGGCAUAGGUUUUGGCCUCAUAUCCAGUUUCCGGGUCGUUGGAGUAGCAAUUGCAGUGGGGAUAUUUCUGUUCCUGAUUGCUCUCGUGGGAUUGAUUGGAGCCGUCAAGCACCAUCAGGUGUUGCUGUUCUUUUACAUGAUUAUUCUCUUGUUAGUGUUUAUUAUACAGUUCUCUGUCUCCUGUGCUUGUUUAACCUUGAACAAAGACCAGCAGAGCCAGCUUCUAGAAGUUGGGUGGAACAACACAAACAGUGCAAAACAGGAUAUUGAAAGGAAUCUAAAUUGUUGCGGGUUCCGAAAUUUCAAUAAAGAGGAAGCUUGUUCUGCUGCUUGUUUUAAAGGAUCACAGUGCUCACCCUGUGCACCCAUAAUAGAAGAGUAUUCUGGCAUGGUCCUGAGAUUUGUAGGAGGUAUUGGUCUCUUUUUUAGCUUCACUGAGAUCUUGGGGGUCUGGCUGACCUACAGAUAUAGGAAUCAAAAAGAUCCUCGUGCAAAUCCUAGUGCAUUUCUUUGACUUGGGAACCUUCUUGCAGGACUGAAUUUUUCUUUUCCUGUUUUUUUUUUAAAGUGAAUUAUCUACUGACUGGCUGCUGUUCACAUUAAGUGAGGCUUUGUGCACUUGAGGUAACAACUGUUCACCUAGAGAUGCCUCCUGUUUUGGUUUUUGAUGUUUUCCCCCCCUUGGAUUGGCUGGUUUCAAAUGCUUAUGCCAGCCUUGUAAUUGAACAGAACUUGGUGCUCUUAAGAAGGUGAAAGAUAGUGAAAUAGAACUAUUGCAGUCUUAUUGUAACACUUCUGCUGUUUUAAUUGUUGGUUGAUGCUGCUCUUGAUGAUUAAAGGGAAAAAAUCCAUUAUGUAUUUCAUCCACCCGAAAAAUGCCCAUUCACAUUGUUGCUUUGAACACCUGGUACUUUGUGAUUCGUUUGAAAUCUGUGCUAAAAAUGAUGUUGCUUUUGCCUUUUAUUUUGGGGGAAACCACUAUGGAAAUCAUUUUACAUGCAAAAAAUAUCUUCCGCUGUAUUUAUGUGGACACAAGUAUGUGGGGAAUACACUUAAACAGGUUUCUCUAGCCCAGCUAUUUCAGAAUUGCCAUGUAAUCCUAGAAAUUUCAUUUCAGAACUGUUGGUAAUGCCAUGCAUAAACAUUUCCUGUGUUUACAUGCAUACUUGUUCACUGCAAUUUUAGAGUUAGUACUGUAUACCCAUUGACCCAGUGGACUGCGCAGAAUUCACAGUAGACUUUCCAUUGACUUAGUGUAGAUUAUAUGUUUAACUGAACAGUAGAAUCAAUGGGGAUAAAGUAAUACAAAUUCUGAUUGUAUAUCUGAUGUUUUGGUUUGAAUGAAAUAUGUAAUUAGAAUGUUGUAAAGGAGGAUGAUCUUCAGCUUACUUGUCACUAUAAGAAACUGGUCUUGGUGCCCAAAGGGGUCUUGUAUCUAUUUUUGCAGUUUGAUUUAAUUUAUCAGUGUAGUAAAGUUAACUGUGAUGUUGAUGUUGGUCUUUAUACUUAACAAAUUGUGUUAAUUCAAAGGUAAUUUAUGUGAAUUAGACUACUGUAAAGUGAUCUUUGUAGUGCUUUGAUAGUAUACUUUAAACAAAAAUAAACACUUUUGAUGAAA
Messenger RNA from Heteronotia binoei (common prickly gecko), 1958 nucleotides. RefSeq names its product tetraspanin 13 (gene TSPAN13). NCBI's taxonomy places the organism in Eukaryota, Metazoa, Chordata, Lepidosauria, Squamata, Gekkonidae. Bases 243 to 854 code for a protein of 203 amino acids. The record is from RefSeq and is a predicted model, not a curated record. Gene Ontology annotation, cellular component: membrane. The transcript has 6 exons.